Molecule: messenger RNA, 5519 nt
Organism: Astyanax mexicanus (Mexican tetra)
Lineage: Eukaryota; Metazoa; Chordata; Actinopteri; Characiformes; Acestrorhamphidae
Gene: dhx38
Product: DEAH (Asp-Glu-Ala-His) box polypeptide 38
Exons: 28
Coding region: 266-4039 (1257 amino acids)
Biological process (GO): mRNA splicing, via spliceosome
Cellular component (GO): intracellular anatomical structure; spliceosomal complex
Molecular function (GO): ATP binding; RNA binding
Source: RefSeq, a predicted model, not a curated record
UAUGGGAUAGCGAUGGCGGUCCGCUGUACGCAGGUUGGACGCGGUUAGCUUGGUGUUUUUAGGGUAAAUAUCUUCAUUUAGUGUCUUAUUUCUGAUUUUACCCGCCGCGCUGAGACCUGCUGUAUAUCCCGGAGUGUAUUAGUGUGAGAGACAGGCACUGAGAUAUUAUGCAAGAGACCAAUGGGUUCUUCACACCAGCUUUUUAAAUAAGAUAAGAACCUCUACACUACUGCACUACAGCGACGGAUCACAGCUCCUCUGAAAGAUGGAGGAGGACGACGCCUCGCUGCACCGGUUAGCGGGCAGUGACCCGGGUGCUCAGGUCGGGGGGCUGAUAGUGAAGAAGAAGAGUGCUGCAGCGGAGCAGCAUGUGUUCCGGGCUCCGGCGCCGCGGACCUCUCUGCUGGGCCUGGAUCUGCUGGCGGCUCAGAAACGCAAGGAGCGUGAGGGAAAGGAGCAGCUGAACGCAGAGCUGGAUGAUCAAAGGUCCAAAAAGUCCAAGGUGUCGUCCUACAAAGACUGGGAGGAGGGAAGGAGUGACUCUGGGUCUGAUGAAGAGGAUGAUGAGGGGGAUAAAAGCAGAAAUGGGAGGAAGGAGAGCAGGAGAUACCGAACAACAGGCUCAGAAACUCCCUCUAAUCCUGGGGGAGUGAGUGAAGAGUUCCGUAAGAAACACCAGCAGCGGGAGAGAGACCGCCGGGAACACGGAGUUUACGCCUCGUCCAAAGAGGACAAGAGCAGAGACAGAGACCGAGAGCGAGAUCGGGACAGAGACCGGAGAAGUGAUCGAGAUGACCGAGAGCGGAGCCGGAGUCGGGGUUCGAGCAGCAGUAGGUCUGAGCACGGGGACGGCAGUGUACGGAGCGAGCGCUCUCUGAGGGACGGCUGGUCUGAUCGCCUGAGUCGCGGGAGCCGCAGAGAAGAGCCUGAAAGUCCUCGCAAUCGACCCAGAGAUACUACAACACCGUCUCGCUCCAGCUGGGAUGAAGAUGACAGCGGCUACGCCAGCUCACGCCGCUCCCACUGGGAGAGCCCCUCUCCGGCCCCGUCCCACCGGGAGUCAGAGCGCUCCGAGCGCAGCCAGAGAUCAGUACGGGAGAGCGAGAGGAGAGACAAGUCAGUGAGAGCUCGUUACCCAGACGACACGCCUCUCCCCACCCCCUCAUACAAAUACAACGAGUGGGCCAAUGACCGGAAACAUCUCGGCUCCACCCCUCGGCUCUCCAGAGGGAAAGGUAAAAAGGAAGACGGAGAGGAUGGCAUUUCCUUUGAUAAUGAAGAUGAGAAGGAGCAGUGGGAGGAGGAUCAGAGGCAAGCGGACAGAGACUGGUACAUGAUGGACGAGGGUUACGACGAGUUCCACAACCCCCUGACCUCCAGCUCUGACGAGUACGUACAGAAGAGAGAGCAGAUCUUACAGAAGCAGACGCAGAAGAGAAUAUCUGCUCAGAAACGGCAGAUUAAUGAGGAUAAUGAACGCUGGGAGACGAACCGAAUGUUAACCAGUGGUGUCGUCCAGCGGCUGGAGGUGGACGAGGAUUUUGAAGAAGACAACGCCACCAAAGUCCACCUGCUCGUCCACAACCUGGUUCCUCCUUUCCUGGAUGGUAGAAUUGUCUUCACCAAGCAGCCUGAGCCCGUCAUUCCUGUGAAAGAUGCCACCUCAGAUAUGGCCAUCAUCUCCCGGAAGGGCAGCCAGCUGGUGCGCAAACACAGAGAGCAGAAGGAGCGCAAGAAGGCUCAGCACAAACACUGGGAGCUGGCUGGGACCAAGCUUGGGGACAUUAUGGGCAUCAAGAAAAAGGAAGAUGGUUCUGAGGAGAAACCUGUUGGAGAGGACGGUGCUGUAGAUUACAGGGCGGAGCAGAAGUUUGCUGAUCACAUGAAGGAGAAGACCGAGGCCAGCAGUGAGUUUGCUAAGAAGAAGACUCUGCUGGAGCAGAGACAGUAUCUGCCCAUCUUCGCUGUCCGGCAAGAGCUCCUCAACAUCAUCAGGGAUAACAGCAUUGUUAUAGUGGUGGGAGAGACAGGCAGUGGGAAGACCACCCAGCUGACGCAGUACCUGCACGAGGACGGAUACACCAGCUACGGGAUGGUGGGCUGCACUCAGCCCCGCAGAGUCGCUGCUAUGAGUGUGGCCAAGAGAGUCAGCGAGGAGAUCGGGAGCAACCUGGGAGAAGAGGUUGGUUAUGCGAUCCGUUUUGAGGACUGUACCUCUGAGAAGACUGUGAUUAAGUACAUGACUGAUGGGAUUUUGCUGCGAGAGUCUCUGAGGGAGUCGGAUUUGGAUCAUUACAGUGCCGUGAUCAUGGACGAGGCUCACGAGCGCUCCCUCAACACGGACGUGCUGUUCGGACUGCUCCGAGAGGUGGUGUCCAGACGCUCUGAUCUGAAGCUCAUCGUCACGUCCGCCACCAUGGACUCGGAUAAAUUUGCAGCGUUCUUCGGAAACGUUCCCAUCUUCCACAUUCCCGGCAGGACCUUCCCCGUGGACAUCCUGUUCAGUAAGACUCCUCAGGAGGACUAUGUGGAGGCUGCAGUAAAGCAGGCCUUGCAGAUUCAUCUCAGUGGAAUGGUGGGAGACAUCCUCAUCUUCAUGCCUGGUCAGGAGGACAUUGAGGUGACCUCAGAUCAGAUUGUAGAGCGUUUGGAGGAUCUGGAGAACGCUCCUCCACUUGCGGUUCUUCCCAUCUAUUCUCAGCUGCCCUCAGACCUGCAGGCCAAGAUAUUCCAGAAGGCCCCAGAUGGUGUGAGGAAGUGCAUUGUUGCCACAAACAUUGCUGAAACAUCACUGACUGUAGAUGGCAUCAUGUUUGUUGUGGAUUCUGGCUACUGCAAACUCAAGGUGUUCAACCCGCGCAUUGGUAUGGAUGCUCUGCAGGUUUACCCCAUCAGCCAGGCCAAUGCCAACCAGCGUGCAGGCAGAGCCGGGAGAACAGGGCCUGGCCAGUGCUACAGGUUAUACACUCAGAGUGCCUUCAAGAACGAGAUGUUGACCACCACCAUCCCAGAGAUCCAGCGCACCAACCUGGCUAAUGUGGUUCUGCUGCUGAAGUCUCUGGGAGUGCAGGACCUGCUGCUCUUCCACUUCAUGGACCCGCCCCCUGAAGACAACAUGCUCAAUUCCAUGUACCAGCUGUGGAUCCUGGGCGCUCUCGACAACACGGGCGCUCUGACUCCCACUGGGCGGCUGAUGGUGGAGUUUCCUCUGGAUCCAGCUCUGUCCAAGAUGUUGAUCGUGUCGUGUGAUAUGGGCUGCAGUGCCGAUAUCCUCAUCAUCGUCUCCAUGCUCUCUGUGCCCACCAUCUUCUACAGACCAAAGGGCCGUGAGGAGGAGAGCGACCAGGUGAGGGAGAAGUUUGCUGUACCUGAGAGCGAUCACCUGACCUACCUCAACGUCUACCUGCAGUGGAAGAACAACAACUACUCCAGCAUCUGGUGUAACGAGCACUUCAUUCACACCAAGGCCAUGCGCAAGGUGCGGGAGGUGCGAGCCCAGCUGAAGGACAUCAUGGUGCAGCAGAAGAUGAACCUGACCUCCUGCGGCUCUGACUGGGACGUGAUCAGGAAGUGCAUAUGUGCGGCUUAUUUCCACCAGGCAGCCAAACUGAAGGGUAUAGGGGAGUAUGUGAACGUCAGGACCGGGAUGCCCUGCCACCUCCACCCCACAAGCUCUCUGUUCGGCAUGGGCUACACCCCCGACUACAUCACCUACCACGAGCUGGUCAUGACCACCAAGGAGUAUAUGCAGUGUGUGACGGCGGUGGACGGUGAAUGGUUGGCGGAACUCGGCCCAAUGUUCUACAGCAUCAAACACGCCGGCAAGAGCAGACAGGAGAACCGGCGGAGAGCUAAAGAGGAGAUCACCAACAUGGAGGAGGAGAUGUCUCUGGCCGAGCAGCAGCUCCGGGCUCGGAGAGAGGAGCAGGAGAGGAAGAGCAGCUUGGGCAGCACGAGGUCAGUAAAGAUCUGCACCCCAGGCCGACGGGAGGAGGUGCCCAUGACUCCGAAGCGAACCCCAGCUCGGUUUGGACUCUAGUUUUAGCACGUGUUUAUUCAAUCAUAUCAAGCAGAUCAUCCUACAGACUUCAGAGGCUGAAGACAAGCAUCCAUUUCACAGACUGCUGCAGGUGCACCUUCCUGCUCUGGCCAGCAGUAGGAGCACUUGUAUAAGGGAAAGGCAGGGAAAGAAGAAGAGAGACAGUGGGCUGGCAGGAUUUUUUUUAUUUUGUAUUUCCAGGUUCUUUAAACAUCUUUGCAGAUUUAAAUGUAUAAACAUGUAUUUACUUGUCACAGUCUUCAGGUUGAGGGUAUCAAAGCUCAGAUACACAAUGUGUUCUGAGAAAAGGCAAGGCUUUGUUUUGUGAUGGGCCAAUAAAAAUCUGCGGUAGUGUUGUACACUGAGGGUUACACAUAACGGUACUCGAGACGGUAAUAAACAUUGUUAAAAGUAAUGUCUCAAAUAAUUGACGCUUGUAAAGAAAGAAAUGUAAUGCAUAGAAUUGUCAACAAUGAAUAAGAUAGUCACUUAAGAAAAGUGUAAUGACAAGUGUCAAUUAUUCAGUAAGUACUGUUAUGAGCGUACCUUUAUUUUCCAUUUCUUGUGUGUUUUGUUUGAGGCUGCAUUCUAUUUAAACUCAGAUGUUGGUGAGGCAGAAUCUCUCAUGUAGCAAAUUUGACCUGCAUUUUUUCCACAAAUUUAAUUUCCUACUUGGGAGAUUUUCAGCAACCCGCCAAGAUCAAUAAUUAGACUUACAACUUCUUACAAUAGUGAUACACACUUGUAUUGUGUUUGGAUGUGCACAAUACAUGUCUAGGCUUUGCAUUAUUCAUUAUUAAACAUGUCCAUAGCUAGAGGUGUGUAGCACUGUUUUAACAAGUAUGACAACUACAUGUGUAAUAAACUGUCUGAUUUGCUCUGUGUGUGUUGGUGAGAUUGUCAUACCUGUCUGGCAAGAGCUACCUGUUGGCUGACAGUGCCUCUAUGGAUAUAUAUAUGUUACCAUAUGUAUAUAUAUAUAUAUAUAUAUAUAUAUAUAUAUGCAACGAGACCAUACAACGAGAUGUAGGAUACCGUGGAAUAUAUCACUCGUACAUCAGGGUAUAUGGGUUAACUAUCACUAUACACAUAAUGUGUUCUAUAUUAGACAUAUCUUCAUGAUAGUGUGUGUGUGUGUGUAUAUAUAAUAGGACCGAUAGGUACGUACAUACCUAAGGGUCAGUAAAUAGUAUCUGUGUGUAUCUAACAUAUAUCUAGAUGGAUAGAUAUAUAUAUACACACACACACAUACUACUUAAUAACCCUUAGCUAUGUAUCUAUCUAUCCUUAUAUAUAUAUAUCUCUACUACCUAUCUAUCAAUGUCUCUAUCUGACAAACAACUGUCACUAUAUACUUACCAACAACAAAAUCCUGUGGCAUCGCUCCCGACACAUGCAUCUAAAUGGAAUGGAGCAUUAAACAUUAUGUGAUUAGAGCUAAGCUAUGUCUUGUUUAUUGGACAUUUCAUACCUAGUUAAA